This is a messenger RNA of Scomber scombrus (Atlantic mackerel), 827 nucleotides long. It is a transcript of the gene cdca9, whose product is annotated as cell division cycle associated 9. The coding region runs from base 57 to 815 and encodes 252 amino acids. Lineage: Eukaryota; Metazoa; Chordata; Actinopteri; Scombriformes; Scombridae. The transcript is spliced from 10 exons. Gene Ontology annotation, cellular component: chromosome, centromeric region; spindle midzone; chromosome passenger complex. The record is from RefSeq and is a predicted model, not a curated record. Gene Ontology annotation, biological process: mitotic sister chromatid segregation.
AACAAGAACGGUUUGACACACAGUAGACUAAAGUUUUCUGAGGGAAGUGAGGCAAAAUGCCACUAGGGCGGACGAGAAACGCAGGCAAAUCCCAAAUGAAGGAGCAGCUGAGCAGAGAGAUGCGAAACAGCAGACUGACUCUUUUCAUUCAGCAGUUUGAGAAAGAAGCACAGGAGCGUAUGAACGAGCUGGAGAGCAGAAUGGAGAACACGUUGGCAACGGUGGACAAAGUGUUCAAAGUGGAGCUUAUGAAGAUUGCUCCCUCGCUCCAGAGCACGCGCAUAGCGGAUUUAAUAAGCGAGGAGGAAAUCUCAGCCAGUGAUGUGUCUAUUGCCAUGAGGAAUGAAUCUCUGGAGAUGCAGCAGCCCCUCAGAGGUCGCAGUAAAAGAGUGAAAUCAACUGAUUCUGCACCCGGUCAGUCCACCCCAGCCAAAAAGUCCUUAACCAAGACCUCCAAAGGAGGAAAAGGAACCAAAAGGACCAAAACAUUAGUUGGUAGCAACAGCACUGGAAAUGUCAGAGGUUUAUCAGUCACCCCCAAAAGAGCUCAAAGCUUCUUGACCAAGACCAACGAAACUGUGCCAGCCAAACCUAAACUCAGGUCGGUGGUCUCUGCUGGUGAUAUGCACUGUUCACUGGCAGGAUCUGCUGCACACAUCACUGUAACCACAGCACGGGGACAGGCUGUCUGCUUUUCUGAAGAGACCAAGGAUGAAAUUAACUUUGACUUGCUGGAUGAUGUGGCAUGGUGUCAGAUUCAGAAGCUCUCGAGACUGAUGGAAUAUCUGUCGGGACGAAACCGCUGCCAACGAUGAGCAACGAUGCCC